ACGCGCAGUGUUUGAAGAAAUGCCGUGCCGGUUCCUGCUAACCCAUUUUCGAGCUUACGCUGAACAAAACCAAGCCAGCUGGCAUGGCUAGGCGCACAUCGCUAGUUAGAAACGAAAUUUCCGCGCGCAAAAUUCAAUACUUCGUACGCUCGUUUCACAUUUGCCCACAGCUUGAAGAACUCAGCCAGCACGGCGUAUAUUCACUGGUCGCAUGUUGCUCCUCGAACUCUCGUCCGUACGCAGUCGCCUCAAUGUGGCAUAGCUUGAAGGCAAAGUUCUCACACCACUGCAACCGGAAAUGCCAUGGCCCGUCACAAACGAACCAUAUUGCAAGGCAAUCGUGUGCACAACUACAACACCGCCAACGAUCGACCAGCAUAUGCGUCUACAGCAGUCGAACUGCAUAGAUGCGUACAAUCAAAUUGCAACGAUUGCAUCGAUAGUAGUGCGUGCCAGAUAACGUUGGCUACGAAGGUGCGUCGAAAAUCUCGGCAUUCGCCGCCUAGGCGCCAGUUUUCAAUCAGCUUUCAUCUGCCUCUACCCGCAUUUCAAGCGCCGCUACAGAGCCUACUCACGAUCCCGCUUGCGCAAUUACUUUGGCUGCUUUGCUGCCUUAGUCUAGCCCAUCCCACGGUAGCCGAUUGUCCUAGCAUGUGCGAGUGUAAGUGGAAGAGCGGCAAAGAGUCAGUUUUGUGCCUUAAUGCGAAUCUCACACAUAUCCCGGUGCCCUUGGAUGCUGGCACACAAGUGCUCGACUUAACCGGCAACGAUAUUGCCAGCAUACCACACGACACAUUUGCUGCGGUGAAUUUGCUCAAUCUGCAGAAAGUUUACUUGGCCAAAUGUAGAUUGCGCAUUAUCGAGCGAUUUGCCUUUCGCAAGCUCAUCAAUUUGGUCGAACUGGAUCUGAGCUACAAUCUGCUCAGCAGUAUUCCCGCACAGGCGUUCGAAUUCAUAUCCGAACUGCGUGAAAUCAAACUCAACGGUAAUCCAAUUUUGCGGGUGCAAGAUGAUGCAUUCGGUUUUGUGCCGCAGCUGGUGCGUUUGGAGUUGUCCGACUGCAAAUUGGCGACGGUAGAGGUGCGUGCCUUCGCUGGACUCGAGUCCACAUUGGAAUGGCUCAAGUUGGAUGGCAACAAAUUGAGUGAGGUGCGCUCAGGCACAAUAACAUCGCUUACAAAUUUACAUGGCAUCGAGCUGGCACGAAAUCAAUGGAAUUGUUCCUGCGCGCUACGACCGCUGCGAGCGUGGAUGCUGCGUGAAAAUAUACCAUAUGGCAUACCACCUUUGUGCCGUGCGCCAACACGUCUUGCGGGUAAAACGUGGGAUAAAAUUGAUCUAGACGAUUUUGCGUGUGUGCCACAGAUAAUUGCCACCGACACAACGGCGCACGGCGUGGAAGGUCGCAAUAUUACCAUGAGCUGCUUCGUCGAAGGUGUGCCGGAGCCAUCGGUGCGCUGGAUGGUGAAGAAUCGGGUGAUUGCAAAUCUUACAUCAACGGGUGACUCAACUGCAAGUCCGCGCACUGCGGCAGCCACACAAGGCCGCAAAACCUAUGUGGUAAAUAUGUUACGGAAUGCGUCAAAUCUGACCAUACUCACGGCCGAUAUGCAGGAUGCGGGCAUUUAUACUUGCGCAGCAGAGAACAAAGCUGGCAAAGUAGAAGCAUCGGUGACGUUGGCCGUUUCGCGGCGUCCACCUGAAGCGCCGUUGGGCGCAAAAAUUGUACUGCUUUGCAUUUUCAUUGCGCUGCUUUUUGUGGUGGUCUCCUCAUUUGCCGCAAUUUGCUUCUGCUCGCUGCGACGUAAGCGCAAAAUGCGACUGUGGAACUCAGUGCCGCCGGCGCGCACAGAGAGUUAUGAAAAAAUUGAGAUGACAUCUCGUGUCUGCGGUAGCAAUGCAAAUGGGCCGAAUGGUGGAAGUGGUGGCAGCGCAAUGGGUAAUCGGAAACCUGACUUGGGUGGCGGUUCAACAGGAGGUGGCGCGGAUGGUGCUGGCGGCUUCUGCAAUAUUAAUGGCGUUGGUGGUGGUGGUGGUUUAUUUCCUAACGACGAAAACGAUUACCUGCAUACGGCCACUACCCCGCUCAAUUGUGGCUCAGAUGAUGGUGGUGAUACUGGUGUGGCGAUUGUGAACCCGAGUGGUGGCAGUGCCAAACGAAAUGGUGAUUAUCGUAAUAUACCAACACACUGCGACGAUGACGAGGACUGCUUGGAUGCCAAUUAUCAGGCCACGAAAACGAAUUAUGCGGGCGGCAAACACGCAAAUCAAGCAUCAGCAGAGGCGCUUUGGAGAGCCGUAAAUGGUAGUGGCGGUGGGACAGUGGCGGUAGCGUCGGGGAUGCGGGCAAGCCCACAAGACACCAGACGUAAAGCGAGUGCGGGGAGCGGUGGUGCGGAGGGUGACGGUAGCUUGGGGCCACAGCAGUCGGAUUUGCAUAUACCAAGACUCAUCGAAAUUGGCGGAUCUGAGUCUGCCUCGAGUUCGAUUUCAAGUCAAGUGGACGCAGCUGCACGCUUGGGUGGCUACAAACAUAUUCCCACCUGGACUACCACACCCAUCGCUACAACGAAAAUAACCUCACCCCACAGCAAGCACUUGCAGGUUGGUGCCAACAACAAUGCCUACUACGGCAACGACGAAGUCAGCACUUCGGUAUUUUGUAGUGGUGACGGUGUCGAAAAUGAUCUUUUCGACAGCAACUACCCCGAUCUGCUGGAUAUUGCCAAAUACGCAGUGGCGCAAGCGACCAACUCCAACAACAACAGCGGGCACUAUAACGUAGCUGCAGGAGCGGGGAGUUCAGCAAAUGGUGCACUUUGUACGCUACCGCGGAAAUUAAAAAAUACCGGCAAAUUCUUUAGAAGCUCCUCGGAUAGUCAGUCACCGCUGCUGGCGGACAAUUCAAGCAAAUAUGGUAGCAGCACAUUGGGUGAUGCCAGUUUCCUAAAUGAGCUAACUUUGGGCAGAAGAUUUUCCGCUGAGUCGACCUACUCGAAUUAUGUUGGCACAGCUACAUACACCAGCGGACAGCGAUCGAAUAGCUUUCUGAAUUUGGUGCAAAGCACAAAUAAAGGAAAUUUGAUGUUGAGUGGCAGUGGCGCUAUCGGAGCGACGGCAAUGGGAAGUAGUGGCGUGCGACGCAAUCCCAGUUUGCCCUCAUCGCCGAUACACGAUGCACAUCAACAUCAGCGUUCCUUUAGCUCAGCCGCAACGCCAUUGCUGGAUUUCUCCACGCUCACCUCACGUACGAGUGUCUCCACCACGCCUGCGCCCAGUGUUGCAGCCGUGUCGUCUUCGAUGCAUCCCACAACGAACACAUCGACGGUGGCAGCCUAUGACUACCAUGCGGCGCAACUAGAACGCUUUCUCGAGGAGUAUCGUAAUUUGCAGGAUCAGUUGUGUAAAAUGAAAGAGACCUGCGACACGAUACGUAAGAAAGAAGCGCCGAUGCGUGUCUCGGUGGGGCAUUCAGCACAACUGGCCGAUCCUGUGAUGUUCAAUGCGGCACUUGCGGCAAACAAUUCACCUGCUACGAACCCCAAAACGACAACGUUGAAGAGCAAAACGUUGCUGCCGGGCCAACCACCCGAUCCGCCACCUUAUUGGCUGCAUCGCAAUGCAAUGCUAAAACGGCUGAAUGAGUCGCAAUCGGAUAUAUUCAAGAGCUAAUGAGACUGAGGUGAGGUGAAACGAUGUGAAACGAAGCAGCCAGGUUGGUGAGCAACAAGGCUUGAGGAGAGCCAUGGAGAGACUAUUUUUCAAGUAACCAAACUGAGAGUACUAUUGUUCUAGGGUAAAAAAAAAAGUUGAAAAAAUUGUGGUGUCAAACGAGAAGUACUCGCAAAAUAUAUAUAUGCAUUAGGGUGAAUCACUUUUCAUACGAAGAAACAAAAACAAAAAAACUUUAUCACGGUCUUUCCACCGGAAUUGUAACAUGUAUUAUAUUUUAAGACAUCUGCAAAAAAAAAAUAGGAAAAUAAUUAUUUUAUUUGGUUUUACGUGAGCUGGACCUAUUUGAAAGUACCUACCCAAAAACUAGAUUAAAAAAAAUAUUAUAUUAUUAAAAUAUUCCCAAAAAAAUUACCUCUGAUAAUAAAAGUGUUAAAGCUUAAUAGGCCUACUUUAAAAUGUUUAAAAAUUUUACAAACUGUAUAAAAUUUAUGACAUAAUAUUUGCGGGGAAAAAAUUGAGAUAUGAACGGUUUAAUUUUCCUGGUUAUUAAAAAGGUGAGAGAAUAUCUUUCAAUAAUACCUUAGAAGCCCUAUCCUCCUAAAAAGUCAAAAAUUUUAAUAUCGUUCCAGGGCCGCUCUAAUAUUUCAAUAUCAUUUUUGCAGAACGAUUUAUAUUUUGCCUCAAAAUAGGCCUCAGUUCAGCGAUAACCUCUUCUUUCGACCGAAAUUUCUUACCAGCGAGCAUUUUUUUAAGUUUUGCCAUGGUUUUAAUUGCUUAAACAAAAUUUUUUUCUUUGCCAUAUGCGGACGUUUCUUCGUAGUUUCGGCUUUCAAACAUUGGAGCGUUUAUAAUAUUCACUUUUGAUGGUGUUGAAUAGUCGGCGAAUAUUACACCAUGCACAUCUCAAAAUACCGAGACCAUCAUAACCUUUUCAGCCGAUUAAUGUGCUUUUGCGCGCGUUGGACGAGGUUCACUAGUGGCUUCCACUCAGGUGACGAUCGUUUUGAUUCUAUAUUUCAUCCAACUUCUUCUUGUUUUUGGUCAAUAGUGAGAAAAUACGGCACCCACUUUGAACUGAGCUUUCUCAAAGUCAAAUGUUCAUGCACCAUACCCUGCCUUUGAUAUUUCGGGAUUAGACAACAAAAACAAAUUUUAAUCAUCGAAAAUCACUUUAUUCUUUUUUAAAAUAUUCUACAUGAAGCUCUAUACACUUUUGCAUGCGUUUGAACCAAUUGUCGAAGCACUUUUGCCACUCUGAAUGAGGUACCUCCAAAACAUGCAUUCUGAAUGCCGCAACCGCUUCUUCAGGUGUCGAAAAAUGUUGACCUCUCAGUUUGUUUUUGACGUACGGGAAUAAAAAGAAGUCAUUCGGUGCCAAGUCAGGACUAUACGGCGGAUGACCCAUUAAUUCGAUGUUUUGGGUGCUCAAAAAUGCAGUUGUUUGAGCCGAUGUGUGAGAGCUCGCAUUGUCCUGGUGAAGAGUGAUCCGUCUUUGACGAUUAUAUUUAUAUAUAUAAUUGGCGCGUACACCCUUUUUGGGUGUUUGCCGAGCUCCUCCUCCUAUUUGUGGUGUGUGUCUUGAUGUUGUUCCACAAAUGGAGGGACCUACAGUUUUAAGCCGACUCCGAACGGCAGAUAUUUUUAUGAGGAGCUUUUUCAUGGCAGAAAUA
This is a messenger RNA of Anastrepha ludens (Mexican fruit fly), 5345 nucleotides long. RefSeq lists its product as uncharacterized. The record is from RefSeq and is a predicted model, not a curated record. The transcript is spliced from 2 exons. Bases 304 to 3672 code for a protein of 1122 amino acids. Lineage: Eukaryota; Metazoa; Arthropoda; Insecta; Diptera; Tephritidae. Gene Ontology annotation, molecular function: protein binding.